Ectocarpus sp. CCAP 1310/34 is the source of this 339-nucleotide messenger RNA. The record is from the annotation of a GenBank genome assembly. Lineage: Eukaryota; Phaeophyceae; Ectocarpales; Ectocarpaceae.
AUGGCCCUUAGCGAACGUGUGCAACUCGUGGCCGGAGCGGCGACCUACCUCUGCCACACGGCGUGGUACGCGCGGGUCUCCGCGGCCUCGUGCCUGGAGAGCUUGGCGCGCCUGGAGUACGGCCAAGAAGAACCGUCCCGGGCAGCCAAAGCGAAGGAGGGAGGUGGCGGCGGCGACGCGCUGACGGACGAGCUGGCGAGGGGAUGGGUCGGCCUUGGGGACGUCCGGCUUGCCGAGGUCUUGGAGAGGGGGGCGCUGUUGCUGAGCCACGGAGAAGAUGUGGGUGCUGUUGCGGGUGUUGCUCUCGGGGAGUCUGGUGGCGCUGGCUCGUGGCGGUAG